This is a messenger RNA of Alternaria rosae, 1196 nucleotides long. RefSeq lists its product as uncharacterized. The transcript has 2 exons. The coding region runs from base 210 to 989 and encodes 259 amino acids. The record is from RefSeq and is a predicted model, not a curated record. Lineage: Eukaryota; Fungi; Ascomycota; Dothideomycetes; Pleosporales; Pleosporaceae.
CGAAGUCUGCCAAUCACGACAACGUUUAGCGCGACGGGCGAAAGGUCCCAUGCUUCAGGCUACUACGUGACAGGAUAUGGUUUGCCCCGAGUAGUGUCAAUUCAUGAUUGUAUACGCGGCUCUCUCCUUACAUUUCCCACAUAAACUAACAAAGGCGUCUUUUCGUCUCAAGAUUCAACAGCAUCCAAGGAAGAAAUCAAACCUACAUCAUGGCUCCCACAAAGGACGACUGCGACUGCCCAAGUCCAAUCCUAUGGGUAUUCCCCGAGCCCGGCAACCAGGAUCUGAUGCCUAGCAAGCACCCCCAAAGCUCUAGCUUCGAGAUCGAGCAGUACCUUGAGACUUCCGCUCACGUCCCACCUACUUCCGGCUUUGGCGCCGUCCCCGUGUACAUCAACGACGUUAUCGAGCCUACCUGGCCUUGGGAUUCCAACGUUCCCGCUGCCAAUCAUCGAAACCUAUACUGCAAGCCUUGUCAGCAGAAGAAUGAGGAUAACAUAACUCAGGGAGGGUUUGACUGGGAGUCUUGCUCUCUGACCAUCACGCUAGAUGAGAAACCGGGUCAUGGUGGAAUAUGGUCUACGAGCUUCGACGUGAUGGGAUCAGGCAUGGCUAAAGUCCCGAUCAAAUUUGAGUUCACGCCUGAGGCGGAUACCAUGGUCUGCGCCUUGGGUUUUCCUGGCACCCUGGAGGGAGGCCUCUCGCAGGCUUUCCCGGUUGUCAACAAGCAGCCACCAUCGGACAGAGGACGGCAGAUCUUCACAGAGAUUGAUCCUGAAGGGGUACCGUAUGAGGAUGAUAAGUUAGCCCCAUGGGGACUGCACUACAUCAUCGGCGUCAUGCUGGUGUUUGCGCUUUGCAUGGCGUUCUCUGCUCGGAUUUUCUGGCAGAAGCGGAAGCAAAGGAAGGCGUCGCAGGCUCUGAUGGCUCAAGCUGAGAGCGAUGGUCAGAUGAAUGGUAGCAAGACGAGAUAUACCGACGAUAUAUAGGCUGUUAGAUGCUCAACUGAGUGGGGUCGUCAUGCGUCCAACACGCUUGGGGAACAUAAUUGUAGCCAUAGUAGCGUUAUACGAUGCAUGAGGAUUCAACUCUUCUCCCAUUGAUAUAGCUCACUUGAUAUACAGCUGUUUCUGGCGUGGGUGGAGAAGUUGAGAGACAGGCUAAAAUUAGUAGUGCAGGUGUGGGGUGGGCUAGCU